AACAGCUGUCUGAGACGGUGGAUUUCAGUUCAAACCAUCAAACUCCUCCCCUGCCACAGACAGGGCCACCUAAAUUAAUGAUUUAUUUUCUUCGUCCAAUCUCAGUAUAAAUAUGCCAGCAACUUCAGCAACUCUUCAUCCAAACCUACUUCAGUUGUUCAUCUGUUUACUAACAUUUCUUCAAUUCUUAGCUGUUUUUUUUUUUUGCUCAAUCAUUUUUUUAAGAUGGCCAAAAGAAAUGUCGCUGCUAAUUCUUCUUUUGAGAGGAGUACCUUGGCUUCUCUGGAUCAAAAGUUGGCCAUGGCCAAGCGCUGUUCCCAUGAGGGUGUGAUGGCAGGAGCCAAGGCUGCAGUUGUUGCUACUAUUGCAACUGCCAUUCCAACUCUGGCUAGUGUAAGGAUGCUACCUUGGGCAAAAGCCAAUCUCAAUCACACUGCGCAAGCUCUCAUAAUUUCCACAGUGGCAGGAGCUGCAUAUUUCAUAGUAGCUGACAAGACCGUUUUGGCAACUGCAAGAAAGAACUCCUUCAACCCACCCACCAAUGCAUGAAUUCCAAAUGGAUAAUUUGAAUGUUGCAUUCGGCUGCACUACAUUGGGAUAUCUUAGCAUUAUGACCCAAUAUUGGAAGUUAUCAUAUAUGUAAAUGUAUUUAUAAUAAUAUAGUAGAAGGCUUUGGGUUUCAAAAGUGAGAGACCACAUAUAUAUACCAAUCUAUCAGUUAAUUACAUGAAUGCAAGUUAUUCACCUUUCUUUCUACAGAA
This is a messenger RNA of Glycine soja, 761 nucleotides long. Its product is annotated as early nodulin-93-like. Lineage: Eukaryota; Viridiplantae; Streptophyta; Magnoliopsida; Fabales; Fabaceae. Bases 226 to 549 code for a protein of 107 amino acids. The transcript has 4 exons. The record is from RefSeq and is a predicted model, not a curated record.